AUCAUGUGCCACAUUCCAGUCUUCUGUUGGAUUUCUGCAACAGUCCUUGAACACAUGCUGAAACAUAAGAGAGAAGAAAUGCCCAAGACUCUGACUGAGAUGUACACACACCUUGUGGUGUUUCAUACCAAACAGAAGAAUGAAAAGUAUUUUGAGAAAGAAGACACAGGUUCACACUGGAAUAAAGAGAUCAUUCUGUCACUGGGAAAACUGGCUUUUCAACAGCUUGUGAAGGGCAAUCUGAUUUUCUAUGAAGAAGACCUGAAAGAUGCUGGCAUUGAUGUUAAUGAAGCCUCAGUGUACUCAGGAUUGUGCACACAGCUCUUUAAAGAGGAAUGUGGGCUGUACCAGGACAAGGUGUACUGCUUUGUUCAUCUGAGCAUUCAGGAGUUUCUGGCUGCUGUAUAUGUGUUCGUCUCAUUCAUCAACAACAAUGAGAAUCUAAUGGACAAACUGCAAUCAACGUCCAGGAACUUUUCUGUGAGGAUCAAACAAAGGCGUAAAGUUACUUUCUACAAGAGUGCUGUGGAUAAAGCCUUACAAAGUGAGACGGGAAACCUGGACCUUUUCCUCCGCUUCCUUCUGGGCCUCUCACUGGAGUCCAAUCAGAAGCACUUACGAGGUCUACUGACAAAGACAAGAAGCAGCUCACAGAGCCAUGAAGAAACAGUCGAGUACAUCAAGGAGAAGAUCAGGAAGAAUCUCUCUCCAGAGAGGAGCAUCAAUCUGUUCCACUGUCUGAAUGAACUGAAUGACCAUUCUCUAGUGGAGGAGAUCCAAAGCUACCUGAGAUCAGGAAGUUUCUCAGAAGACAAACUGUCACCUGCACAGUGGUCAGCUCUGGUCUUUGUGUUGCUGACUUCAGAAAAGGAGCUGGAUGUGUUUGACCUGAAGAAAUACUCCAGAUCAGAGGAAGGUCUUCUGAGGCUGCUGCCAGUGGUCAAAGCCUCCAGAGCUGUUCUGCUGUCAGGCUGUGGAGUCACAGAGGAAGGCUGUGCUUCUCUGGUCUCAGCUCUGAAGUCAAACCCCUCACACCUGAGAGAGCUGGACCUGAGUAACAAUGACCUGAAGGAUUCAGGAGUGAAGCUGCUCUCUGCUGGACUGGGGAAUCCCCACUGUAAACUGGAGACUCUGAGGCUGUCAGGCUGUCUAGUCACAGAGGAAGGCUGUGCUUCUCUGGUCUCAGCUCUGAGGUCAAACCCCUCACACCUGAGAGAGCUGGACCUGAGCUACAAUGACCUGAAGGAUUCAGGAGUGAAGCUGCUCUCUGCUGGACUGGGGAAUCCCCACUGUAAACUGGAGACUCUGAGGCUGUCAGGCUGUCUAGUCACAGAGGAAGGCUGUGCUUCUCUGGUCUCAGCUCUGAGGUCAAACCCCUCACACCUGAGAGAGCUGGACCUGAGCUACAAUCACCCAGGAGACUCAGGAGUCAGACUGCUCUCUGCUGGACUGGAGGAUCCACACUGCAGACUGGAGAAACUCAAUGUGGAACAUGGUGGAGAGAACAGAAUGAAACCUGGACUUAGAAAAUAUGUCUGUGAUCUCACACUGAACCCAAACACAGUAAACAGACUCCUCUCUCUGUCUGAGGAGAACAGAAAGGUGACAUGGAGGAGAGAGGAGCAGCCGUAUCCUGAUCACCCAGAGAGAUUUGAGGACUGGGGACAGGUGCUGUGUAGAGAGGGUCUGACUGGGCGCUGUUACUGGGAGGUUGAGAGGAGUGGGAGAGGGGCUGAUAUAGGAGUGACAUAUAAAGGAAUCAACAGGAGAGGAGAGGUUGAGGACUGUUGUCUUGGAUACAAUGACAAGUCCUGGAGUCUGGACUGCUGUGACAACCGUUACAUUGCCAGGCACAAUAAUAAUCAGACUAUCAUAGUCGUCCCCUCCUCCAGCUCCCACAGAGUAGGAGUGUAUCUGGACUGGCCAGCCGGCACUCUGUCCUUCUAUAGAGCCUCCUCUGACACACUGACCCACCUGUACACAUUCACCUCCACAUUCACUGAGCCCCUCUAUCCAGGGAUUUGGGUUUGGGAUGAAGGCGACUCAGUGUCCCUGAAAUAAUGGUGAUGGUGACUCAGUGUCAAUAAUAACCUGACACACACACACACACACACAGGACACACACACACACAGGACACACACACACACUGGACACACACACACACUGGACACACACACACUGGACACACACUAGACACACACACACUGGACACACACACAAUGGACACACACUAGACACACACACAAUGGACACACACUAGACACACACACACUGGACACACACUAGACACACACACACUGGACACACACUAGACACACACACACUGGACAUACACUAGACACACACACACUGGACAUACACUAGACACACACACAAUGGACAAAUACACACACACACACAUACACACACACUGGACAAACACACACGCACUCUGGACACACACACACUCUGGACAC
Molecule: messenger RNA, 2457 nt
Organism: Oncorhynchus nerka (sockeye salmon)
Lineage: Eukaryota; Metazoa; Chordata; Actinopteri; Salmoniformes; Salmonidae
Product: NLR family CARD domain-containing protein 3-like
Exons: 6
Coding region: 4-2061 (685 amino acids)
Biological process (GO): intracellular signal transduction
Molecular function (GO): protein binding
Source: RefSeq, a predicted model, not a curated record